CCCAGAGGGCAGAGAGAGAGAGAGAGAGAAAGAGAAUCUGUGAUGUCCUGCAGGUCGACAGCCAUAAUGAGCCUCAUCAAAUCCAAAGGUGCCCUGGGAAUCAGAGGCCGCGUCCUGCUCUCUGUUUUCAUGGGCCUGUUGGUGUGCGUCGCCGUCUCUCAGGCCGCAGACGCUCCAGAGGAGGAGCUGGUCGAGCUGAAGCUGAGAUUCGACUCUCUGAAGAAUCGCUACAGACUCCUGUGUGAACAGUAUUCCGACCUGGCGACCAACUGCUCAGCACCAGGGCUCGACUGCACCGAGUGUCCUGCCGGGUGGUUUCAGGUGGCGGAUCAGUGCUUCCAAAUCAGCCCUGACACUGACAGGCAGGGCUGGCUUACCAGUGCACAUAUCUGUGCAUUAAAAGGCGGACAUCUUGCCAUUUUGACCACAAUGGAGCAGCACGACGCUGUGGAAAAAGAAAGCAUGAGGUUCGGAGGGUUCUACACAAACUACUGGAUUGGACUGACUGACUCUGAGAAAGAGGGAGAAUGGAAAUGGGUCGACAACUCAACACUUAAUAACCCAUUUUGGGACAUCUUGAAAUCAGAGCCAGACAACCACCAGUCCGGGGGGCCGGAGGGCGAGGACUGUGCUGUGGUGGACAGCCGCUCUCAGAAGUGGUACGAUGUUCCCUGCUCCUUCACGUAUCCUCGGAUCUGUCAGAUGGCUACAACCCCACUCCACUGACACCAGGCUCCACCCCCACCUCCAAACCACUGCAGGGCCCCUCACCAAAAAAGCUGAUUUACUCAGGACCCUGUUUUAGUUUAAGUAAUAAAGUAUCAUUUUCUGUGUACAAAUGAAAUAAA
Limanda limanda (common dab) is the source of this 848-nucleotide messenger RNA. Its product is annotated as C-type lectin domain family 4 member D-like. The transcript has 5 exons. The record is from RefSeq and is a predicted model, not a curated record. Bases 43 to 726 code for a protein of 227 amino acids. NCBI's taxonomy places the organism in Eukaryota, Metazoa, Chordata, Actinopteri, Pleuronectiformes, Pleuronectidae.